AUGAGCAUGUUGAUGAGUACCCAGACAUCCCCGGGCUCAAGCACAGCGCAGCUGCUGGCUAGAUGCCGAUUGCGACGUAGACAAGACCUCAUUGGUGCCGACUUGUUCCUGGUGAUGGCCGUGGCUUGUGCGACACCCCCAGAUACGAGUCUGUGGAAAUCGUGGAUUCAGCUUCCUCAGCCACUCACGGUCUCGCUGCUCGAUGAUGCGCCAAUCGAAUUCGUAAAGGCUGAACUGAAGCGGUGCGUCGACAGCUGCGACGCUUCUGAUGCAUCUCAAGGUGACUUUCUGCCCACAAGACUGCUUGAUGUAUCGGGCAGCAUUCCGAGAUUGGUAACAACAAGGGCCGCAUCCAGGAUUCAGGAUACCGACGCUCGUUAUCUUGCGCUGAGCUAUUGCUGGGGAAACGGCAAUCAACUCAAGCUCACGCAAGACUCCAUAGAUUGGAUGACGCGCGGUAUCCCAUUGGAGCUAUUGGCCCCGGUGCAAAUUGACACUAUUGCACUAGCGAAGGCCUUGUCGAUACCUUAUGUCUGGAUCGAUGCGCUCUGCAUUUUGCAGGACGACCAUGACGAUUGGUGCCGCGAAUCUUCCAGCAUGCACAAAAUAUACGCUACAUCGUAUCUGACAGUUUGCGCCCUGUCCACGACAUCCUGUCAACAAGGCUAUCUAUCUAGAAGAUCACCCAUGAUAACCGUUCCGUGUCAUUCCAAGACAGAUGACACGGGGUACUUCCAUUUGCAACCGUUCAUGUGGACACAUGACCGCAACCAGACAUAUAGCGGCAUCACACCGGGAAGUACCUGGAGUACUCGCGCAUGGACUUACCAAGAGCAAGGGAUGGCAACGAGACUGUUAUACGUCACAAGUGCCGGUUUUACUUUCAGCUGUAGCAGUUGGACGAUUUCCGAGCACUCCAACCUGGCUUCCAAUCCUCGAAAGGAUGUCAUACUUGCCGAGUUGCUGGCUUCGAAAGACCCAGAGACGUUAUACAAGACUUGGGCAGAGCGAGUGAUUGCCAACUACUCCCCGCGCGAGCUCACUCAGAAUCAGGACAGACUCCCGGCAUUGUCAGGGUUGGCACAGAUCUUCGGCCAAAGCCUCCCAGGUGACGAGUAUGCCGCCGGGCUUUGGAGAAACGACCUUCACCGUGGUCUUGGCUGGAUCCUUCGUAUCCCUCCUCACGAGUCCUUGAGCGGACUGCUUGAUGACCUCAGCGACAAUGACAGCUAUAUCGGUCCCUCGUGGAGUUGGAUAAGUCGCCCAAAGUCUCUAGUGGUCUACGAUGAAGAGCUGGUCUUUUAUAAAUAUAAAUCUUCAGAAUGGAUAGAUCAUCAGGAGUUUGAGCUUUUGAGCAUGUCCAUCACGAAGAAAGGACUAGAUAACUACGGCCAGAUCUCCCAGGGCACGCUCUCCGUGAGAGCUUAUGUCUACAAACUUUCUCGCAAAGGCAAUGCUGCUCGGGAUGCCAACGACCCGCGAAAUCUGAUCUAUACAUUUGGAGAUCAGCAGAAUCAUGCCUGCCUCAUACGCCCUGACUGGCGCCUGAAAGACGAAAAGCAGAACCUAUGUAACCUUUCAUUUGUUCUCAUAGGAAGCGGUUCGUCUGAGGAUGAGCCAAGGACUUCGCUUCAUGGGCUGGUUGUACACGCUGUUGGUGCGAGUGGUACAUAUUUCCGCGUAGGAACAUUUUGGCCGACUCUUGUGUAUAAUUUUGCGGAGCCUUCGCUACAGUUCUUUCGUCGAGAGUCCAUCUUGCAAGAUAUCAAGUUGAUCUAA
Molecule: messenger RNA, 1779 nt
Organism: Pestalotiopsis fici W106-1
Lineage: Eukaryota; Fungi; Ascomycota; Sordariomycetes; Amphisphaeriales; Sporocadaceae
Exons: 3
Coding region: 1-1779 (592 amino acids)
Source: RefSeq, a predicted model, not a curated record